Molecule: messenger RNA, 1476 nt
Organism: Cornus florida
Lineage: Eukaryota; Viridiplantae; Streptophyta; Magnoliopsida; Cornales; Cornaceae
Product: receptor-like serine/threonine-protein kinase SD1-8
Exons: 7
Coding region: 1-1476 (491 amino acids)
Source: RefSeq, a predicted model, not a curated record
AUGGGUAUACACUUCUUUGCUAUAUUCAAUUACAUUUUUGCUUUCAUAUUUUUGUACCUUACAGAUAUCUCCUUAGCAGAUGAUCAUCUAAGUCAAUACCAGUCAAUCAAUGGAACCAUGACCUUAGUAUCUGCCGGAAAAAAGUUCCGGCUUGGCUUCUUCAGUCCCACCAAUUCCAGAAACCAAUACUUGGGAAUAUGGUUUGACAGCAUCCCAACUCAAACUGUAGUCUGGGUUGCAAACCGCGAUAACCCGCUUAAUGAUUCAUCAGGAAUUCUGAAGAUUGGUAAUGAUGGAAAUUUGAUUCUUCAAGACCAUACAGAAAGAGUUGUCUGGUCUACUAAUAUUAUCAAGGAGGAUUCAUCAUCAAAAUCAAGUAGUGUUGCACAGCUCUUAGACUCGGGAAAUCUUGUUUUGAGACAUGAAAGCAGAGAUGGUUAUAUUUGGCAAAGCUUUGAUCAUCCUUGCGAUACCCUGCUAGCAGGGAUGAAGCUAGGAAGGGAUUCAAAAAAUGGUUUGGACCGGUAUUUGACACCUUGGAAGAGUGCAGGUGACCCUUCUCCCGGAGAAUUUACCUAUGGCAUUGAUUCUCGUGGGUUUCCACAAUUUUUCAUUCGUAAGGGUUCUAUCAAGAAGUUUCGAAGUGGAUUGUGGAAUGGUGAGCAAUUCAGCGGGGUCCUUUUCAAUCCAAGCGUCCCAUCAUUCCCAAGUUCAUCACAAAUUCAGAGGAGAUGUAUUCUGAGUAUGAUGUGGAGAAUGAAUCUACUCUUACAAGCUUAUGCUAAUUCAGAUGUUACUGGAGGGGGAAGUGGUUGCUUGCUGUGGUAUGGGGACUUGAUUGAUAUCAAACGGGUAAUAGAAUCUAGCAAUCAAAAAUUAUACAUUCGGGUUACAGCUUCUGACCUAGAAUUAAUAUCAAAUUCCAAGAAGAUCAAGACACUGGUGUUGGUGAUGAUUGUUGUAUCAGUAGCUAUAGUAAUGCUUCUUGUUGCUUCUUGCAUAAUAUGGAAGAAGAAAGCACGGAGACAAGGAAUGCUAUCAGAGUCUCAAGCCAGAGAUGAAGAAAAUAUGGAAUUACCUAUUUUCAAUAUGAUCACCAUCGCGGAAGCAACAAACAAUUUUUCUGAUUUAAAUAAGAUUGGAGAGGGUGGCUUUGGACCUGUAUACAAGAGAGAAUGUUCUUGUGUAUCUGUGCUAGACAAGGGUCAGCUAGCAUCUGGACAAGAGAUAGCAGUGAAGAGGCUUUCAGAGAAUUCAAAACAAGGACUCUGUAACGACCCGAACCCAUGGAUCCGGACUGUUACCCGGGUCAAAAGGAGCAGUCAGCCGGCUGAUAGCCCAUGGUCGGCCGACUGCCAAGACAGGAUCGGUCGACCAACAAGGCAAGAUCGGUCGGCCGAAACAAUGACAAAGAAAAGUGCUCUCGGGACUUUCACUGUGCAGGCCAUCGGUCGACUGAAGAUUGGGGUUUUGUAA